AUGGCGGCUUAUGCAGCUCUGGUUUCCCUUAUGCAUAUCAUAGAUCGCCUUGAAAAUCAUCCUUCCCCUCCAAUUUCUAUCGAUAAAGAACAAGUUGAAUCUCUCACUGAAAAUGUUACCUCCUUGCAGGAUUUUCUUGAUGCUUAUAUUUUCCCAGUUGUGGAUGACCAUGAAGCGGAUCCAUUGGAGCGUCGCAUUGCUGAUGCAGUUUAUGCAGCUGAGGAUGUCAUCGAAUCCCAAAUUGUGCUUCAAAUUCAUAACCGAUCCACAAUUAUUGGAAGAUGUCCAGUUGACAACCGAUCCACAAUUCGUAGGAAGAUGUCCAGUUUUAUCAACUUGUUUCGAGCUCGGUGUAAAUGCUCAACUAUUGAGGAGGACUUCUACCACGAUCUGCAACAAGUGAUAAAAGAAAUGAAUGUGAUCAAGAAGGAAGCCAUGAAGAUUGCAGCCGCAGCUGAUCAAGUGCAGAGAAAGGUCUCCUCAUCUCAUGCUGGCUCCUCUUCCACUGUGAAGGAAAGCAUGGUGGUGGGUUCAGACGAGGUGUUACUUGAAGUUCUGGAUAAGCUCACCGGAGAUCAACUCAGUCGCCAAAUAAUCCCAAUUAUGGGGAUGGGCGGCAUUGGUAAGACCACUCUUGCCCGACAUGUAUUUCAGCAUGCACUUGUUAAAGGGCAUUUUGAUAUUUGUGCUUGGACUACAAUUUCUCAAACCUAUAAUGUUAGAGAAACACUUAGAGAAGUUUUUUCCCAAGUAAGUGGAAAUUCAGGUUGUGAUGAUCUGAGUGAGGGCGAAUUGGGAUUAAAACUAUACCAGUAUUUAUGGGGUAGGAGGUAUCUCAUAAUUAUGGAUGAUAUGUGGAGUAUAGAGGUGUGGGACAAAAUCAGGUCCUUCUUUCCUGAUGGCAAUUAUGGGAGUCGAAUAAUUGUAACAACUAGGCUGUCAAACUUGACUUCGCAGUUGGGUGAGUCUUACAGCGUUGGUAUGAAAUUUCUAGAUGAGGCUACUAGUUGGGAUUUGUUCACCAAGACUGUGUUUGGGGGAGAAAGUUUUCCUCAUGAGUUGGAGGAUAUUGGAAAGAAUAUUGUAGCAAAUUGUAAAGGUCUUCCUUUAUCAAUUGCUACAAUUGGAGGUCUUUUGGCAAAAUCUGAGCGCACUAGAGAAUAUUGGGUGCAUAUAGAGCAAAAUUUAAAUUCAAUUGUCAUUACGAAUAAUGAUGAAUUUUGCUUGAAAAUAUUGCGAAUGAGCUAUACCUAUCUGCCCAACUAUUUGAAGCCAUGUUUUUUGUAUCUGGGAGUUUUUGAGGAAGAUCGUAGAAUUCGUGUCUCAAUGCUGGAGAAGCUAUGGGUUUCUGAAGGAUUUUUAAAACCCAUGAGUGGAAAAUGUUUGGAAACAAUAGCAGAAGAGUACUUGAAGGAGUUGGUAGAUAGAAAUCUGAUAAUAGUUGAUGAGUUGGGAUUUAGGGGGAAUGUGAAGUUUUGUAAGAUUCAUGAUUUGUUGAGGGACGUGUGCUUGAAAGAAGUUAAAAAGGAGAGAUUUUAUCAUAUCAUAGAAAAGUCUCCUGUAGUCAUAUAUAACCAACGUCGUGGGGUUGUUUUUAAAAAAAAUGCUGGAAGUUGGGUAAUAAGUGAAGUCUCGAGAUCUUUGUCACAUGCUCGUUCUAUAAUAUGUGAUGACGAGGGGAAAAACUUUGAAAGGCCUCACAAUUUUAGAUUGUUGAGAACAUUCAAAGCAUAUGAUAGAGAUACUUUAAAUCGAUAUGGAGAUGAUGGUGAUCAUUUCCUAGGCGAUGUUUUUCAAUUGGUGAACGCACGGCACCUUGCUGUUAGACUUUAUUGGGAGUCCGAAUUCCCGUCUUCGAUCAAUUUGCUUUGGAAUCUAUAUACGUUAAUAGUUGCUUUUGCUUUGGUUCCAUUGGCAUUGCAUCCGCAUAAUCUUAUUGCACCGAUUGAGAUUUGGAAAUUGCAUCAACUUAGGCAUCUCGAGUGUAUGGGAACAGGAUUGAUUCUACCAGAUCCUCCGAGUGAGAUGGUUAUCAUGGAGAAUCUACAGACGCUCAAGGGAGUAAGGAAUUUUUAUUUGAAUGAGGAGGUGGUUCAAAGAAUUCCCAAUGUCAAGAAAUUGCAUCUAAUUUACACUUCCGAGGAUAUGGAGGCAGCAAACUGUUUGAGGUAUCUUGAGUGUCUGAGUAAAUUGGAAAACUUCUCCUGCAGCAUCCAUCCCGAAUAUGCUGAGUAUUUGCAGAGGAUUAGUUUCCCACACUCCCUCAAGAAGUUGAACUUAUCUCUCUCUCCCUCUUAUGAUCCUCUAGAUUUAGUAGAGAUAUUGGAAAAGAUAGGGUGGUUGCCCCUUCUUCACAAGUUAGUAUUACAUCGUGGUGUCUUCAACACAGGCAAGUGGGACACUAUUGAAGGCCAAUUCCGGAGCCUCAAGCUACUGAAAUUGGACUGGUGUAGUGGUCUAAAAAAUUGGACGACGGCAGAGAGCUCUCAUUUUCCAGUUCUCCAGGAGCUUCGUCUUCAAGGUUUGAUGGAAUUGGAGGAGAUCCCUUCCGAAGUUGGAGAAAUAGCAACGCUGAAAUCAAUUUAUUUGGAACGUUGCAGUGAAUCAGCGGUGGAGUCAGCUAAAAAGAUAGUAGAAGAACAAGAGGACUUAUAUGGAAGAGACCAACUUGAGCUUCAUGUUCAAGCUAUAGUUGCAAAAGCACACGAAAGACUGCAGAGCUUAGCAAGUCCCAACUUUGAAGUUACAGUGAGAGGUUUUUAG
Molecule: messenger RNA, 2763 nt
Organism: Salvia miltiorrhiza (redroot sage)
Lineage: Eukaryota; Viridiplantae; Streptophyta; Magnoliopsida; Lamiales; Lamiaceae
Product: putative late blight resistance protein homolog R1C-3
Exons: 1
Coding region: 1-2763 (920 amino acids)
Biological process (GO): defense response to other organism
Molecular function (GO): ADP binding
Source: RefSeq, a predicted model, not a curated record